GAAUUCCGUGAAUGCACGUUACCAAACAAUUCCAUACCCAUGGUUGGUGUUUGGCGAAAAAGUGAAGGUCAAUAAUGUUUUCAUACGGGAUUCCACUGGUGUAUCAGAUUCAAUUCUCAUCCUUUUUGGUGGUACACUUAGCUGUGGUGUUCUGGCUGGACAUCUAAAAAUGUUGGAAGGAUAUAUUGAUUUCUUCAUGGAUCCUAGUUUGGCAGAGUGCUUUGUGAAGCUCAAGGAGGAACUUGAUAAGCUUCUUCAAAAGAAGCUUCAAGAUCCCACACUCGACAUCCACAAGGAAGGCAAGUACCUCAUGCUUUCUGUACAGGAGCUGGUAUCAGGAGAUCAAUGUGAAGGCAGGUUUGUAUUUGGCCGUGAGAGCAAGAAACGUGACGGGUGUAGUAACAGUGAUAGAUUUAUUAGAGACGGAACAAACCCUAAGAGCUUGCUACAAACUCUUUUGAUGAGGGCAGGGCAUUCCCCUCCAAAGUACAAAACAAAACAUCUCAAAACGAAUGAAUUUAGGGCGCUGGUAGAGUUCAAGGGGAUGCAGUUUGUGGGGAAGCCUAAGAAAAAUAAGCAGCUAGCAGAGAGAGAUGCCGCCAUAGAGGCAUUGGCCUGGUUAACUCACACUUCUGACAAAAGACGGGAGGAAGAUGAUGAAUCUCCACCAGAUGUCACUGACAACAUGCUGAAACUUCUUGGUAAGCACAGAAGAUCAAAGCGUCAUUCUGGUUGAUGCUGUGUUCAAAUCAAGUGGAUUGUGUAGCAGCAGGAUGGCCAAAAAAUGACAAAUUCUGUUGCUGUUCAAGAUGAAGACGAUCCCACAUCUGAUUUCAACGGCAAUGUGCUGAAACUUCUUCCGAGGCACUGGAGAUGGAGGCAUCUUCUCAUUAACUAUCACCAUAUUCCUCUACAGCUGCUUGGAAAUUUGAAGGCAGCUUUGGCCAGGGUGUAUUAUACUAGGGGGCUAACAGACAUGCGCCUGGAUGCAAGAUAAUUGGAGGCGAACAUAUGCUUCAAACGGAACCUUGUAAAUUUUUGUAUUAUUCCUGUCAAAAUUUUGUUAUUUAAGGUAACUUUUUGUAUCUUCAUCACAAGUGUCCAUUUGUAUAGAACUAGAGUGAAGUACUUUUGAGUGUUACCACCAUUUAUCAGCAGCAUUUUAGUUAUGGAGAGAGAGUUGUGUUUUUAGUAGUUUAAACCCAUCGAUAAAUUCAAAAUCAGUACUUAUAUUUUCUUUUGAAGUGUACGAUGGG
This is a messenger RNA of Ilex paraguariensis (yerba mate), 1256 nucleotides long. NCBI's taxonomy places the organism in Eukaryota, Viridiplantae, Streptophyta, Magnoliopsida, Aquifoliales, Aquifoliaceae. The record is from the annotation of a GenBank genome assembly.